Mobula hypostoma (lesser devil ray) is the source of this 4001-nucleotide messenger RNA. It is a transcript of the gene tnfaip8l2b, whose product is annotated as tumor necrosis factor, alpha-induced protein 8-like 2b. Bases 153 to 713 code for a protein of 186 amino acids. Gene Ontology annotation, cellular component: cytoplasm. NCBI's taxonomy places the organism in Eukaryota, Metazoa, Chordata, Chondrichthyes, Myliobatiformes, Myliobatidae. Gene Ontology annotation, biological process: regulation of apoptotic process. The record is from RefSeq and is a predicted model, not a curated record. The transcript is spliced from 2 exons.
CACCAUAAGGGGAUAUUGCGUGGAUUUCUUUUUUUUUGAUCAGCGAGGAGUGACCGCACUUCUAUGCGUCAGCUCGUUGCUUCCUCCUUGUCGACGGUGAAGGCAGGAAGAGUUCCGUGCUAGCAGCAGAGGGCUGGCGCCUUUGGGGCGUCAUGGAGUCGUUCAGCUCGAAGGAUCUGGCCCUCCGCACACAGAAAAAGGUGCUGAGCCGGAUGGCAUCCAAGACUCUGGCCCAGCUCUUCAUCGAUGACACGAGCAGCGAGAUCCUGGACGAGCUGUACCGGGUGUCCAAGGAGUUCACGGGCAACAAGGCAGAAUCGCAGAAGGUGCUGAAGAACCUGGUGAAGAUCGCGGUGAAGAUCGCCGUCCUCUACCGGCACCAGCAGUUCUCCACCGAGGAGCUGGGCAUGGCGGAGGACUUCAAGAAGAAACUGCGUCAGGGAGCCAUGACGGUGGUCAGCUUUUAUGAGGUGGCCUUUACGUUCGAGCAGAGCGUGAUGGCGAGCAUCCUGGGAGACAGCCGGGACCUCCUGCUCAAGCUGGUCUCUAGCCACCUCACGCCCAAGUCCCACGGCCGCAUCAAGCACGUCUUCAACCACUUUGCCAACCCCGAUCUGCUGACCAAGCUCUACGGUCCUGAUGAGCCAUACAGGUCCCACCUCAAGAAGAUCUGCACGGGCCUAAACAAGUUGCUAGAGGAGGGCACGCUAUAGGGGGUGGUGUGGUCUCUAGGCCCACCCUAACCCUCCCCCCUUCCAUUCCUGGCGAUGCCCUCUCUUCCCCUCCCCUCCCCGCACACCUCAGGAUGUCAUCCCUCUUGCAAACACAUGGGACCUCUUCACUCGCACCCAUCAUUGGGAGUUUCUUCACCUCCAUCACAAUCCAAAAGUUAUGGGAGCAGGGAUGACAGCCACUCAAACCCUCUUACCCUGUCUUUCCCCUUCACCAUCCCAUAAGGUAAAAUUUUCCCCCCUCUAACACCUCUCCCCGCCCCCGCCCACUGAUUCUCACACUCAGGAUGCCACAUCUCAAGAGGACGUGGUACCUUUCCAAACAACACCACCCCACUCAACCAUCCUCAGGAAGUCCUUCUCCAUCCACCACAAACUGAAAUCUUGGAAUGGGGAUGAUGGCCACUUGGCCCCUCUUAUGCCAAGUCUAUCUCCCUUUCACCGUCCCGCAAGGUCAAUCUUUCUUUCGAUGCUCCCCCACUCUCCCAGAGGUUAAGACUCUCCAAGGACUCCCAGAACUUUGGAAAGAGAUUCACCCACCCCACUCUCUUCUAUCCUAAACGGGUCUUCCCUACACCUUCACCGGUUAAUUGGUGUACCAAGAUUCAGUGAAUUGAGUCUGCCUUUGCACCAUCCCAAUAGAUCAUUCCAUACAUUAGUACACUGAGAACAGAAUGCAGAAUAGAGUGCUACAGUUACAGAGAAAGUGCAGUGCAGGCAGACAAGUACAAGGGCCACAAUGACGUAGAUAGGGCGAUCAAGAGUUCAUCUUUCAGAGUGUGAGAGGUCCGUUCAACAGUCUGGUAACAGUGGGGUAGAAGCUGUCCUUGAGCCUUGGUGGUUCAUUCUUUAUGGUUUUUGUAUCUUCUGCCUGAUGGGAGGAGGGAGAGCAGAAACUGUCCGGGGUGGGUAUGCUCUUUGAUUGAUGCUGGCUGCUUUCCUGAGGCUGAGAGAGGUGUAGACAGAGUCUACAGAGUGGAGGAUGGUUUCUCUGAGGUGCCGAGCUGUGUCCACAACUCUCUGCAGUUUCCUGCGGUCAGGGGCAGAGCAGUUGACGUACCAAACCGUGAUGCAUCCAGGAAAAAUGUUUUCUGUGGCGCAUCUGUAAGAAUUGGUGAGGGUUAAUAGGGACAUCCCAACUUUCUUUAGCAUCCUGUGAGGUAUUGGUGAGCCUUCUUAGCCAUAGUGUCUAUGUGGUUGGACCAGGGCAAGUUGCUGGAGAUGCUCACACCCAGAAUCUCAAUUAUCACCAUUAAUACAAACAGGGAGCACCCCACCCUCCCACACACACACACAAAUUCGUCUUGUGCAAACUGGCCUGUGGGGUAGUUCUCCUCCCUUCUCUUUCCCAUGAAACAGAACAGUUACUUUAUCCUACAGAUUGUCCCCUUGUCACUUUGUAGAGUUGGACCUGGACAAAGAGAGAGAGGGAGAUACAGAGAGAUAGAUAGAUGGAGAAAUGAGACCGUGUUAGCACAGGACAAGAAGGCAGGAUGGCUAAAAAGCCUACUCGACAGCUUGCUAGGGAUGGGAUGCCUGCCCCCUGCCUCCCAACCAAAGUCUGAAGUCAGCAAGAUGAAGCACGGUUAAUAUCGAGAGUUUACAAAUGGAAUCCACACAACAGGCCAGGAAGGAAUUAAUGGGACAGAAGAACUAGACUGACUGAAUGGCCUACUCGGCUGCUCACUGAAGUCGGCAAGACUAAGAACGUUUAAUACUGAGCGCUUACAAAUGCAACCCACGUGGCAGGUCUGGUAGGGGCUCACCAGCCAGAGCUAUCUCCUGUCUUGGGUCUAGACAGAUCAUUCCGUGCAUGAGUGAAAGGGGAGCAGCAUAGAGUGUCACAGCUGCAGAAAAAGGGCAGUGCAGGCAGAUGAACAACGUGCAAGCUGGACUGGGAGAUCAGGAGUUCAUUUUUAGUGUAUGAGAGGGGUUCAAGGGUCUGCUAGCAGUGGGGUAAAAGCUGUCCUUGAGUCUGGUGGCUGGUGUUCUUUCAGGCUUUUCCAGACUGGGGGGUGGUGGGGUGUGGAAGAGAUUGAUUGACCGGGGAUGAGGGGGAAGAGAGAGACAUUAACUGGGGUGGGAAGGGAAAGAUUGACUGGGCUAAGAGGGGUGCUUGAUUAACGUUGGCUGCUUUCCUAAGGCAGCAAGAAGAGUAGAUGGAGUCACUAGAGGGGAGACUGGCUUGAGUGGUGUGGCGGAGGGUCGUGAAAACCACAGUCUCUGGAAAUUCACAGACCUUGAGACGAAGUGCACGACACUAUCGCAGCUCGGGCCGUCUGGAGUUCAAUUCCGGCACCAUCUGUAGGGAGUCUGUACAUCCUCCCCGUGGAAUGCUUAGGCUUCCUCCCAGAGUCCAAAGACGUACCGGCUGCGUUAAUUGGUCAUUGCAAAUUGUCCUGUGAUUAGGUUCAGGUUAAUCGGGGGUUCUGGGGCAGCCUGACUCGAAGGGCAGGAAGGCCUGCUCGGCACGAUAUUGCUAAAUAAAUGGAACUCUGCUGAGAUACGAGCAGAUAACAUUCUCACACAGGCAUGGGACUCUAGCCCACCUCAGGAAUAGGGAGUAUUUUCACAAGACUGAGCUUCACCUGGCCACACAAAGAUGUCAAGGGGAGAGACCCUGUCCAACUGGAUGUAACUUUCCCCAGGGGACUCAGAGUGCUGAUAGUCAUGGUGGGGUAGAUGUAGUUCACUUAGACUUCAGGAAGGACCAAUAAGGUUAUAUCUCAUUGUGGAUCCAUGGAUCAAGACAAGUUGGAAAAAUGGAUCUGAAUUCUGUAACGGGACUGGCAGUCUUCUGCAAGGAUGAAUACUAGGACCCUUAAUUAUAACAUUAUCAAACUGGUUGUGAAUGUACAGUAUAAAAGAGAGGGGACUUGCAGAUCCUAUCCCGGUUUUAAACAUCCCCUUUCUUUUCAGGGGCAACUAGAGAUCAUGUUUCAAUGCACAAAUUAACUCCCUCCUACCCAUCGAGAUUUCAAUGCCUUUUAUAUCUUCAAUGAACCUCAGUGACAGCCCCAGCGCCUGACCUGGGAACAAGUUCACUCCUCUCUCUCCCCCCACUGUGCUCCUACCACAAUCUAACCGGGGUACCCCCACUUGGGGGUCUGUGACAGAGCAGCAGACAGGGAGCUUUGCUACGUCAACUCUUUCUUAAAAUUAAAAUAUACUUUAUUCAUUAAAAUAUGUAUAUAUGCAAAUGUUUAAGUAAACAUUUUCCUAACAAAUAAUGUUAUUCCAUUGCUUAACCAUGUGCACAUCACCACAACC